This is a messenger RNA of Vitis vinifera (wine grape), 3106 nucleotides long. RefSeq names its product putative leucine-rich repeat receptor-like serine/threonine-protein kinase At2g24130. The transcript has 2 exons. Bases 83 to 3010 code for a protein of 975 amino acids. Lineage: Eukaryota; Viridiplantae; Streptophyta; Magnoliopsida; Vitales; Vitaceae. Gene Ontology annotation, molecular function: protein kinase activity; ATP binding; protein binding. The record is from RefSeq and is a predicted model, not a curated record. Gene Ontology annotation, biological process: protein phosphorylation.
CACUGCUUCUUCCUUCACUUUCUAGCUUAUUUUCCAUCAUUUUCUUCAGAUUUUUAGCACCAAGAAGGUGGUGGUGAGCAUCAUGGGCUUGAGUAGAUUUUCUCCAUUAAUCAGUUUUCUUUACUGUUUCAUUGCUGUUUUGGUUGGAGUAUAUAGUGAGGAAAAUGCUCGAAUUUUUCAUGAUCGAGCAUCGCUUCUUGCCUUCCUGUCUGGGGUUGUUUUAGACCCUGAAAACACGCUUAAGAGCUGGAACUCUUCGGGCGUUCAUGUCUGCAACUGGUCCGGAGUAAGGUGCAACAAUGGCAGAGAUCAAGUGAUUGAACUCGACCUAAGAAGCCAGGCCCUUCGGGGCACCAUUUCACCGGCUAUAUCCAACCUUUCCUUCUUAAGGGUUCUUGAUUUGUCUGGUAACUUCUUUGAAGGUGAGAUUCCAGCAGAGAUAGGCGCACUUUUCAGGCUCCAACAGCUGAGUUUAUCGUCGAAUCUUCUUCGAGGGAAGAUUCCAGCUGAAUUAGGCUUGCUUCGUGAGCUCGUGUAUCUGAAUUUGGGAAGUAACCAGCUGGUGGGUGAGAUUCCAGUCUCACUUUUCUGCAAUGGAUCUUCUACUUUGGAGUAUGUAGACUUCUCCAACAAUUCUCUCAGUGGUGAAAUUCCUUUGAAGAACUGUGAGCUCAAGGAAUUAAGGUUUCUUCUGCUUUGGUCGAAUCGACUUGUAGGUCAUGUUCCACAAGCCCUUUCCAACUCCACUAAGCUGGAAUGGCUUGACGUGGAAUCGAACUUGCUAAGCGGGGAGUUGCCGUCAGGAAUUGUACAGAAAAUGCCGAAUUUACAGAUACUCUAUCUGUCGUAUAAUGACUUUGUAAGCCAUGAUGGUAACACCAACCUUGAACCUUUUUUCGCUUCUUUAGUUAAUUGUUCUAACUUUCAAGAACUCGAGUUAGGAGGAAACAAUCUUGGUGGAGAGAUACCUUCUAUUAUUGGUGAUCUUUCUACUAGUCUUGCACAGAUUCAUCUUGAUGAGAAUCUCAUCUAUGGUCCAAUUCCUGCUGAUAUUUCAAGGCUUGUCAAUCUCACCCUCUUGAACUUGUCUAGUAAUCUCUUAAAUGGUUCUAUUCCAUCAGAGCUGUCCCCAAUGGGAAGGCUGGAGAGGGUUUAUUUUUCCAAUAACUCGCUCUCUGGUGAGAUUCCAUCAGCUUUUGGUGACAUUCCUCAUCUGGGUCUUCUAGACUUAUCGGAAAACAAGCUCUCUGGUUCAAUCCCAGAUAGUUUUGCCAAUCUCUCACAGCUGAGAAGGCUGUUGCUUUAUGAAAAUCAGCUCUCAGGAACAAUACCGCCAAGUCUAGGAAAAUGCAUUAACUUGGAAAUUCUAGACCUUUCUCACAAUAGAAUUUCAGGUAUGAUUCCUAGUGAAGUUGCAGGCCUGCGGAGCUUGAAACUGUACUUGAAUCUGUCUAGCAAUCACUUACAAGGGCCCAUACCCUUAGAGCUGAGUAAAAUGGAUAUGCUGCUAGCUAUGGAUCUCUCAUCGAACAACCUGUCCGGCACAAUCCCCACACAGCUACGAAGCUGCAUUGCUCUAGAGUACCUCAACCUUUCGGGUAAUGUCUUACAAGGACCACUUCCAGUUUCAAUAGGGCAGUUGCCUUAUCUUCAAGAACUCGAUGUAUCUUCAAACCAAUUGAUUGGAGAAAUACCGCAAUCUCUGCAGGCAUCUUCAACUCUCAAGUACCUGAAUUUCUCCUUCAACAAUUUCUCAGGGAACAUAUCAAACAAGGGGUCAUUUUCCUCACUGACCAUGGAUUCUUUCCUGGGAAACGUUGGCCUUUGUGGGUCGAUAAAAGGCAUGCCAAACUGCCGAAGAAAACAUGCUUACCAUUUGGUCCUUUUGCCUAUUCUCCUUUCAAUAUUUGCCACUCCCAUAUUGUGCAUAUUUGGGUACCCGUUCAUGCACAAAUCAGGAAUCAGAAGGCCAUUGGCAAUAUUUAACGGCACAGACAUGGAAGAAGGAGAACAGGAAAGGAAAGAGCUCAAGUACCCCAGAAUCACUCAUAGGCAACUGGUUGAAGCCACCGGCGGCUUCAGCAGUUCAAGCCUGAUUGGCUCAGGUCGUUUUGGGCAUGUCUACAAGGGAGUUCUUCGAGAUAAUACAAGAAUUGCUGUGAAGGUAUUGGAUUCAAGAAUAGCUGCAGAAAUUUCGGGGAGCUUUAAAAGAGAAUGCCAAGUUCUGAAGAGAACCAGGCACCGAAAUUUAAUAAGGAUCAUUACAAUUUGUAGCAAACCAGACUUCAAGGCUCUUGUUCUUCCACUUAUGUCCAAUGGCUGCCUGGAAAGGCAUCUCUACCCAGGCAGAGACUUGGGCCAUGGACUGAAUUUGGUUCAGUUGGUCAGCAUCUGCAGUGACGUAGCUGAAGGAGUGGCCUAUCUGCAUCAUUAUUCUCCUGUUAGAGUCGUGCACUGUGAUCUCAAACCAAGCAAUAUUCUUCUCGAUGAGGACAUGACGGCUUUGGUAACCGAUUUUGGGAUUGCAAAGUUGGUAAGCGGAGAUGAGGGGACUUCUGCUAAUGAUUCAACUUCCUACAGCUCUACUGAUGGCUUGCUAUGUGGAUCAAUUGGCUAUAUUGCUCCUGAGUAUGGAUUGGGAAAGCGGGCAUCGACCCAGGGAGAUGUUUACAGUUUUGGGGUCCUCCUGUUAGAGAUUGUGACAGGGAAGCGUCCCACUGAUGUUCUUUUCCACGAUGGUUCAAGCUUACAUGAAUGGGUGAAGAGUCAGUACCCAAAUAAGCUUGAGCCUAUAGUUGAACAAGCAUUGACAAGAGCUACACCACCUGCCACACCAGUUAAUUGCAGCAGAAUAUGGCGUGAUGCCAUCUUGGAAUUGAUUGAGCUCGGUCUUAUCUGCACACAAUAUAUACCUGCAACAAGACCUAGCAUGUUAGAUGUAGCCAAUGAAAUGGUUCGUUUGAAGCAAUAUCUCUGUAAUCAUUCCUCACAAAUGAUCGAAGAGGCUUAAUUCUACAAAACUUGAUCAAUUUCUCAAGAUGGUUGAGCACAUAAUGUAAUUUUGGUCGAUCAUUACAUUCAUUUGUUUGAUUAUUUCUUGGUAAAG